AUGGCUACCCAGCAAGCAGUGACGAAAGAAGUCGCUGUGGAUGAGGUCGAGCGCGGAACCUCGACCAAGCUAUCUAGUGAUGGCUCUGACGAUCUCAACGACCCUCGCCUCACCCAGUUCACCCCCGAGGAACAAAAGAGGAUCAUCCGUCGGGUCGACAGACGCCUGGUCCUGACCCUGGGCUUCUUGUACACCGUCUCAUUGAUGGACCGUACGAAUCUCGGGAACGCAAUUGUCGCUGGUAUGGGCGUCGACCUACAACUCGUCGACAGCCGGUACUCGAUUAUUGUUGUUGUCUUCUUCCUCACCUAUGUCCUACUGCAACCGCCUUCAACUGUUGUGAUCCGAAAGAUCGGACCUAGAAUCUUUUUGCCGACCAUUACACUACUGUGGGGCUUGACCCUGCUGGUCUUCGGCUUCGUCAGAGAAUGGACUGACAUGGUCGCUCUCCGGCUGAUCUUGGGUCUCUUCGAAGCUGGUUUCUUCCCAGGCUGCGCCUAUCUCCUCAGCUGCUGGUAUCCGCGUUACGACCUCCAGAAGCGGUAUGCUGUGUUCUACCUUCUUGGCUCUUGUGCCUCUGCUUUCGCCGGAAUUCUCGCCUAUGGUUGCUCUGAGCUCAAAAACCGCGGUAGCGGCCCGGAUUGGUGGGGUCAACACUACGGUCCAACGGCAGCAAACCCAGAUGCCCCUUCUGGUAUCCUCUCUGGAAUAGCCGGAUGGAGAUAUAUCUUCUGGAUCGAGGGCGCAAUCACUGUUGUCCUGGCCUUAGGAUCUUACAUCACCAUUGUCGACUUUCCCGAGCUUUCCGCCACCACCUCCUUUGGUCUCAAGUUCCUGAAUCAGCAAGAAGCUGAUUUUAUGGUGGCGCGCAUCGAACAUGACCGACGGGACGUUACACCUGAAGAGUUUCACUUAGGAGCAUACCUGCGAAACGCUCUUGACCUGAAGGUCUGGGGAUUCGCUGUCCUUUAUAUGUUGUCGACGACAUGUGCCUAUGCCAUUGCGUAUUUCCUUCCCAUCAUUCUCAACGGCGACAUGGGAUUCAGCGUCGCGGCAGCUCAAUGCCUCACCGCACCCCCGUACGUCCUCGCCGCCAUUGUCAUGUACACAGUCGCUUGGGCCGGAGAUAAAUAUCACGUCCGCGGUCCCUUGAUGUUGCUGAAUACCGCCAUCCUUCUUAUCGGCCUCCCACUGCUAGGAUACGCCAAGAAUGUUGGGGCGCGGUAUUUCGGCGUCUUCCUCGCCACGACCGGCUGCAACGCCAAUAUCCCCUGCAUCAUGGCAUGGCAGGCCAACAACAUUCGAGGCCAGUGGAAGCGCGCUCUCUGCUCAGCAACGCUAGUGGGCUUCGGUGGCAUAGGCGGCAUCAUUGGCAGUACAGUCUUCCGGCAGCAAGACUCCCCUGCAUACAGGCCGGGGAUGCUGACUUGCAUUAUCGCCGCGGCGCUGACCGCCGUGAUCACCUUGGCCUUGGAGUUCAAGUUCUACCGGGCAAACCGACGGGUCGACGCCGGGGGGAAGUGUAUUGAAAACUUAGAAGGUUUCAAAUAUACCUUGUGA
Messenger RNA from Cladophialophora carrionii CBS 160.54, 1560 nucleotides. RefSeq lists its product as uncharacterized. Gene Ontology annotation, molecular function: transmembrane transporter activity. The coding region runs from base 1 to 1560 and encodes 519 amino acids. Gene Ontology annotation, biological process: transmembrane transport. The transcript is spliced from 5 exons. Gene Ontology annotation, cellular component: membrane. Lineage: Eukaryota; Fungi; Ascomycota; Eurotiomycetes; Chaetothyriales; Herpotrichiellaceae. The record is from RefSeq and is a predicted model, not a curated record.